GUGGCUCUACUACGCAUGCGCUGUUCCGAGUCGCUGUCAGAAAAUGCCGAUGUGGCUGCUGAACUUUUAUUAAGCCUAAAGUUUAAGAACAAACUGCUGCAAUGAAGCUUUUUGUACUGGUUUUUGUUUGUGUCUGCUGUUCUGUUACAGCAGAAGAAGACGAAAGACUGCCGAAUAAAUGCGAAGUGUGUAAGUUUUUGACAGUAGAGCUGCAGGAUGCUCUAGAGAAAACUGGUCGCUCCAAAGAAGUCCUGGAGGUCGGAGAAGUGCUGGACACAGGCAAGAGAAGAAGAAAGAUUAAAUACAACCUCUCGGAAACUCGUCUGACUGAGGCGUUGGACAACAUAUGUGAACGCAUCCUGCAGUAUAAUGUCCACGCAGAGAGGCCUGGCAGUCUCCGGUACGCUAAGGGUGCCAGUCAGACCAUGACGACUCUGAAGAACCUGGUCCAUAAAGGAGUUAAAGUGGAUUUGGGUCUGCCAUUUGAGCUGUGGGACGAACCCUCUGUAGAGGUGUCAGACAUGAAAAAACAGUGUGAGACGAUGCUGGAGCAGUAUGAGGAAGUUGUGGAGGACUGGUUCUUCCAUCACCAGGACCUGAGGCUGGAGAACUUCCUCUGUCAGAACCACGUCCUCAAGACAUCAGAGCAAGAAUGUAUAAAGGAGGCGUGGAAAGGAGACAUGAGGACCAAAAGAGAGGUCAAGGAGGCAGAAAGCGACAGCACGGAGGAAGAAGUGCAUGACGCUGGAGAGCUAUGAGGAAAACAAUCGCAUACAAGAGGAAAUGCAGACAACAGAAUAACCUCAAUUUUUGCUUUUGGUUGCAAAUUGCAAAGAAAUGAUGUUUUGUAACUCCAUGUUAGCUGUUGGCUGGUUGUGACAUAUGGUCAACCAACAUUUAUAUUAUAUUUCUGCUGCCAAAUCUUGGUUCUAGAUUCAUAAUCGUGUGUGCUUUAUAGACUUUACACUACAUUUCUGCUGUUACUUUUAUAUAAAUGGUGUCAGUAUUUUAAGAACUGUCGCACCUUUUUAAACACUCAGCUAUUUGGAUUAAGGUUUGAAGCCUUUGCCGUUAGUAUUUGAUACCUUUCCAGUGUUAUAUGAUGAGUCCACGCUGCUCCAUCUCUCCUUAUGCCAACAUUAUAUGGUACAUAGCAGUAUUUCUUACCCCAAAUUACAGCCUUUACAUGCAAUAUGUACAGUUUUUUUCAAUGUGAAUAAAAUGCCUUUUUAUAACACUUUUA
This is a messenger RNA of Cottoperca gobio, 1243 nucleotides long. It is a transcript of the gene cnpy4, whose product is annotated as canopy FGF signaling regulator 4. The record is from RefSeq and is a predicted model, not a curated record. NCBI's taxonomy places the organism in Eukaryota, Metazoa, Chordata, Actinopteri, Perciformes, Bovichtidae. The transcript is spliced from 6 exons. Bases 102 to 758 code for a protein of 218 amino acids.